Molecule: messenger RNA, 213 nt
Organism: Colletotrichum gloeosporioides
Lineage: Eukaryota; Fungi; Ascomycota; Sordariomycetes; Glomerellales; Glomerellaceae
Exons: 1
Coding region: 1-213 (70 amino acids)
Source: RefSeq, a predicted model, not a curated record
AUGUACAAACCCAAAGCAAGCAGACAUCCCAUGAUUUACAGCAAGGAGAAUGAGUGGGCCAUCAUCGACGACGAAGAGGAGGAGGAGAAGGAGAGGCAGCGGCUGAGGCAGGCCGAGCGCCUCAAGGUCGGAUGCUUCGUCGCCGCCCUCACUGUCGUUCUCGUGCCCACGAUCUGCGGUUUCGUGUGGUGUUGCCGCCGCUCUGCCCGAUGA